UCCAAAAUAGCAAAAAGCAAAACAUUAUAUCUGGAAUUGAUUUUUAACUGUAAAUUGUCCACAAAAAAAAAGUAAUAUUAAAUCAUAUCAAUUAAUUUAGUUUUUGCAAUCAUCAUUCACUUCAAUUUCUUAGAACUGCAUACUGAAAUUUUAAUGAAAUUUUUAAAAACUUAAAAAUGAAAUAAUUUAGUUGAUAUUCAAUUAUGCUCACAACGAGAUGAAUAAACAAUUUGGCUAAUAAUUCAAAUUGUUAACUUUUGAUCUUAUCCAAAUAACUUCAACGUUCAUUUUAAACAAGCAUAAAUAUAUACUUCAAUACUUUACAAAAUUUAAAUCAUACCAAAUUAUAUAUUCAGCCCGAAGUAAAAUCUCUAAUUUUAGUUGAUUAAAAUAGAUUUUAUUGGGGUUUAAAAUAAAAGGGUCUUUUGAAAACCCAAACUGAAUUACAUAUAUAUUAAGAACACUGAUUUGAGCAAAUUGAAUACUAACCUUUUAAUUAAAAAAAUUAACAUGGAAUUAGACGUUUGGGUCAGUAUCAUUUAUAUUAAUAACAAGAGUCAAAUAAUUAAAUAACAAUAACAUUAUCUAAACCUUUUACUGAAUUUUAUUUAUAAACUCAAAAAUAUAAAUUUUCAUUAUCCAUAAAGUUAUUAAAAAAAUCUUCAAAGCAAAAAAAAAAACAUUAUUGUGUUGUGACCAUCAUGAGAACAGACGUGAAAAAGGAAACUUUAUAAGCCUUUAUAAUAAGCCUUUAUAAUCAGAUUUUAUUAAAGAAAAAGUCAACUAAAAGAAGUGGAGUCGAUCUAGGGCCUAGGGGAGGUGUUGUGUUCCUCGCAGACUCGCAGUCAAAACCUCUCCAAGUAGAAAACUCUUCAGACAUUAUUUAUAACAAAGAGAUAUAGACAAAGACUUGGAUAGUUCUCAGUUUGUGUAUCCACGAACUCUUCCAAAUAUUUUUUAAAACAUACAAAAGCCAAAACACAUUAUUUAGGGCAACUCGACGGAAGAUGCCGGAGUUAAGAGUGUUAUCGGCGUUAGAUGCGGCGAGGUUACAAUGGUACCAUUUCAAGGCGAUAAUGAUCGCCGGAUUAGGUCUCUUCACCGACGCUUACGAUCUCUUCUGCAUAGCUCCCAUCAUGAAAAUGAUCAGCCAAAUCUAUUACCACAAAGAUUCCAUCGGAACCGCCGUUCUCUCCAUCUCUUACGUCAUCGCACUCUUCGGCACCGCCUUAGGACAGCUCAUCUUCGGCUACUUAGGCGACCGUGUCGGGCGCCGAAAAGUAUACGGUCUCUGUCUCUUGAUCAUGGUGUUCAGCUCCUUCGGCUGCGGUUUCUCCGUCUGCACCACUCGCCGUUCUUGCGUCAUGGCGAGUUUAGCAUUCUUUAGAUUCGUCCUCGGGCUAGGGAUCGGUGGAGACUACCCUCUCUCCGCCACGAUCAUGUCGGAGUUCGCUAAUAAAAAGACGCGUGGGGCUUUUAUAGCCGCCGUGUUUUCGAUGCAGGGGUUGGGAAUCUUGAUGAGCUCAGCCGUGACGAUGGCUGUGUGCGAGGCGUUUAAGAUGGUCGGAGAGGGGAGUUUGGAGAAAAUGGAGGCGGCUGGAGUGGAGACUUUGGCUCCGGCGGAGUCGGAUAUUGCUUGGAGGUUGAUUCUGAUGAUCGGUGCUAUUCCCGCCGCGUUAACGUUUUACUGGCGAAUGCUAAUGCCUGAAACCGCCAGAUACACAGCACUAGUUGAGAACAACGCAAGACAAGCAGCAAAAGACAUGCAAAAAGUCAUGUCCGUAUCCAUGUCUCAAGUAGCCGAAGAUACAUUAUCGGAGACACUAGAACUACCACCAUCUACUUCUUCCUCCUACAAACUCUUCUCCCGCCGUUUCUUCAGCCUCCACGGCCGUGACCUCUUCGCAGCCUCAGCCAAUUGGUUCCUAGUGGACGUAGUCUUCUACACAAGCAACCUCCUCCUGUCUCAAAUCUUCAGUUUCUCCAACAAACCUCUCAACUCCACAAACGUCUACGACUCUGCCUUCGAGGUGGCUAAGCUAGCAGCCAUCGUAGCCGCUUGCUCCACCAUCCCCGGCUACUGGUUCACCGUCUACUUCAUCGAUAGAAUCGGUCGUGUCAAAAUUCAGCUAAUGGGGUUUUUCUGUAUGGCCGUUGUUUACCUAGUCGCUGGGGUACCCUACAGUUGGUAUUGGUCUAAGCAUGAGAAGACUAAUAAAGGCUUUAUGGUUCUCUAUGGACUGAUCUUCUUCUUUAGCAAUUUUGGGCCUAACACGACGACCUUUAUUAUCCCGGCCGAGCUUUUCCCGGCUAGGUUUAGGUCAACUUGUCAUGGGAUAUCCGGAGCUGCCGGGAAGUUUGGGGCCAUUGUCGGGACGGUUGGUUUCUUGUGGGCCACGCAGCAUGAAGAAGAGGACAAAGGAGAAGUUUUUCCAGAGGCGAGACGCGUGAGGAUAGCGUUUUUAAUCCUUGGUGCAGUUUGUAUCGCUGGAGUCUUGGUGACGUACUUCUACACUCGUGAAACUAUGGGAAGGUCGUUAGAAGAGAACGAAGAGGACGAGAUUGAUUCCACAUGUGCAUCUUCUGGUAAUGAGUUAUUCCCUAUAGAAUAGUGAUUUUGAUAUCACAACACAAUCAAUCCUCUUUUGAUUGUCCUAUUCUAAUUUAACUCUGAAUUUCCUUGGUUUUGAUGUUUGAUAUACAUUAAGUUUUUUUUGUUCUCGUGUUUAAUUGACUUCUUUUUUUUAUUUGUUUUCUACUAUUUAAAUCCGUGCAUUUAAAACGGUAUAUGGAUGUCAAAGCUUGGUCAGCUUGACACUAAACAUGAUUGAAUAUCACUCACUUUUGGUUGAGAAAGAAGCCACCUGGUUGCUUCCACAUAAACCUUAUGGCUUACCAUUGUACCUCUUCAUCCUAAUGAAACCUUUUCUCCCCAUUUUGAUCCCCUAGACUUCUUCACUAUGACGUAAUCCAUGCCCUUUUUGAAUAAACUAUAUUUAGGUUUCUUUGGAUGGACCCAUCUUUUUAUUUAGAUUGCAUGGUUCUGUGAAAAUGACACUUCCGAUGAGUUGCUACAUUCGGCCGGUUAGGCGGUCUACCAUAGCUAAAAAUGCUUUAGCCAACUGAAAAAAAACCUUGCUGUAACUUUCAAAAAUCAGAUUUAUCACCAAUGUAACAUCUGUUUGGCUAACCAGGCACAACCCUAACCAUCUUCGAUUAUGGUCUUCUAAUGAUUUUGCCGGUUUGCGGUGUCAAUGGUUCAGUUUUGAACUUUUCUUCAUGAACAUGCAACAAGAAAUUGUUUUUAUUUAUUAAAAAAAAAGAUUGUUAUUAUAAUGGUUUAGCCGGUUGGCAGUGUCACUGGUUCAGUUUUGAACUUUUCUUCAUGAACAUGCAACAAGAGAUCGUUACCAUCUUCCUCUUUGAUGUUUUCCCCCAAGAGAGAAAAAUUCGAUUUGUUAAGUUCAUUCUAGUUUCGACUUUCGAAGCCUAAUUAAUACCAACAAGGCCUAGCUCUAUAUAUUUCAUUUUUUCAUAAGCGCUGACAAAAAUUUAAAUAUUUCAACAAUCUACAAAACCAAUUCAAAUUAGUUAAAAUUGGGAAUAGAUCAUAGAUAAACUUAUAAUUUCGAAAAGCCAAAAUUUCCAGAUCAAAAACGUUAAAUACUCCAAAUCAAUAAGCAUGCGCUGAUGCGCAUGUAUAUUCCAUAACAAAACAUAUCAAAUCGUGCAUUAGAAAUUUAGUCUUAUUCAAGUGAAAAAUUUAUAAUGCGCGAACGAGAUAUUGCUUUAUGUCUAUCAAAUCAGAAUGUCAUGAACAUUAUGUUAAUGCGUCCAAAAAUGUACACUUUAAACAUUCAUAUAUAUUCAACCAAUGAUGAUUUUGUUUAAGUAUAACACCACUAGCUAGGGAAUCAAGCAUUCAUGAAAAUAUACAUAAAUAAAUGAAAUGUUGGUAACAGAAAAAUGCAAAAACAUGAAUGUGGAAAUCUCCGGCCAGAUAUGGAAUGUUGGUAUCAUCAUUUUUCUAUGAGAAUUUAUAGUUUCUACUUUCGACACAAAAGAAGCUCUUCACUUUAUGAUGACAAAAAAAAAAAAAAGAAGCUCUUCACUUUAUACUUCCUACUCUUUUUGUGAUUCAAAAAAAAAAAUCAUCCUUAAUAGUUUAAUAUGAUAAAGUAUUAGCUAGAGUUUAGUAAUACGAUUAGAGAUAUACACAAAUGAUAUCCUCUAUCCAAAGAGAUAAAGCCAAAUAAUAAGAUAACCGAUCAUGCAAAUGCAUGAACGUACA
This is a messenger RNA of Brassica rapa (field mustard), 4291 nucleotides long. RefSeq names its product probable inorganic phosphate transporter 1-9. Gene Ontology annotation, cellular component: membrane. Gene Ontology annotation, molecular function: transmembrane transporter activity. The record is from RefSeq and is a predicted model, not a curated record. Gene Ontology annotation, biological process: transmembrane transport. NCBI's taxonomy places the organism in Eukaryota, Viridiplantae, Streptophyta, Magnoliopsida, Brassicales, Brassicaceae.